Colletotrichum orchidophilum is the source of this 1338-nucleotide messenger RNA. RefSeq names its product OPA3 family protein. Gene Ontology annotation, cellular component: mitochondrion. The coding region runs from base 1 to 1338 and encodes 445 amino acids. The record is from RefSeq and is a predicted model, not a curated record. The transcript is spliced from 4 exons. Lineage: Eukaryota; Fungi; Ascomycota; Sordariomycetes; Glomerellales; Glomerellaceae. Gene Ontology annotation, biological process: regulation of lipid metabolic process.
AUGGUACCAUUACCUCUCUUCAAGCUCGCCGCACUCUUUGUGCGGCACAUAUCCAAGUAUGGCGCCAACCAAAUAAAAGCCCAAGCCCACGACCACCCCAAAUUCCGCGCUUUCGCCGCCCGCUACGGCCAACAUAUCCACCAGCUCAACAUGCGCCUGUCAGUGGCCCUCCUACGCAAUCCAGACGCCGAGCAACGCGCAAAAGAAAAAGCCGAGGCGGCGACCGUCAAGACGAAAGAACAGGUAGAGAAGGAGGAGGCCAAGGCGCAGAAGGCCAAGCUCGCAGCCGAGAACCCCGAUCUCACGAAACCGAUACCCUUGACCUCUACAUCUGCCUCCGCGUCCGCCUCUUCGUCGUCGUUAUCCUCCUCCUCCUCCUCCUCCUCCACCACCACCAGUACCAGCUCGACAAAGGAGCGGCCCAGGUUCAAGAGCGUUUGGCGACGAAAGUUCCGCUCCCUUCCCGAGGCCAAGGCCGUAGACCUCUUCGCGGACGUUAUCGGCGACACCUUCAUCCUCGGCGUCGCGAGCGCCAUCAUUCUCUACGAGUACUGGAAGUCGUCGCAGAAACCCGACCAGAACGCGGAGCACAUCAAGGCUCUCGACGCCAGGCUCGAGGAGCUGACCCGCCGGGAGGAGGAGCUCUCGCAGAAGGAGGCGGAGCGGACUGAGAGGUAUCAGGCCCUGGAGGCCGCUCUCAAGGAGCUGAGGGACCCCAAGACUAAGAAGCCCUUGUUGCCGAGCUUGCAGCUGCUGCCGGCGCCGACGCAGACACUAAAUACGCACGACAUUGCCCUCCCCGUCUCCCAAGACCGGACCUACCGGCUUGUCCUCCUCUCGCCAAAAGACGUAGGUACGCAAGCUACCGAGCAGCGUCUAGAGCGACUCUACAACCUCAACGGAGGCCGCGACGUAGCCAUCAUGUUCCUCCUCCAUCCUGUCGCCGGACAAGCCAAGGACCCGAUGGAGGCUUUCAUGGACUUGCAAAUUGAGAUCCUCGACAAGCUCGAUCUGCCCCUACUCCCUCUUACUUCAAUCACAGCCCUCCCGUCCACGCUCACGACCCUCCAAACCUCCCUCGGCCCAACACAGCCCGGCACCAUCUCCUCGGGAGACCAAGCCACACCCGUCUCCCUCCUCCAGCACAUGGCCAGCGGCAAUGGGCCCCUCCCGGAACACAGCGCCAACCUCCUCAGCGAAUUGGGCCGGUCCCCACGCGAGGUUGCCGCCCUCGCCGACACGGAGCAGGGCAGGGCGCGAAUCUUGGACCUGCUGGGUCCGAUGGACGGCGCACGGGUUCUCUCGUUCCUGGCGCGGGAGAAGUUGGCCCUCACUUGA